UCUCUGUGCUCUUCUUCCCUUCCAGAUAUUACACGUGAAUGAAAACCCGUAUUAUCGGUCAUUUAAUUUCUGUGGAAUGAUUACUUUGAGUGUGAAGAAAGAGGACUUCACCUGUUGACAUUUGGCCAUUGUACUCCCCUCACUUCUGUUGUGAAGAUGGCUGGCCCAGAGCUACUUUUGGACUCGAGCAUUCGGUUCUGGGUGGUACUUCCAAUUGUCUUUAUCACUUUUUUUGUCGGUGUAAUUCGUCAUUACAUCACACAGCUUCUGCACAGUGAUAAAAAAGUGGAACUAGAGCAAGUAUCUGACAGCCAGGUGCUGAUCCGUAGUCGCACGUUGAGAGAAAAUGGAAAGUACAUUCCUCGACAGUCUUUCAUCAUGCGAAAACAUUACUUCAAUGACAGUGACACUGGCUUUUUCAAGAAAACCAAAAGGAAAGUUAUCCCUAAGAAUCCUAUGACUGAUCCAAGUAUGCUGACAGAAAUGAUGAAGGGAAACUUAACCAAUGUUCUUCCCAUGAUCUUGAUUGGUGGCUGGAUUAACUGGGCUUUUUCAGGAUUUGUAACAACCAAGGUUCCAUUUCCUUUGACACUACGAUUUAAACCGAUGCUUCAACGUGGGAUUGAGCUGCCAACUCUGGAUGCAUCCUGGGUGAGCUCUGCUUCCUGGUAUUUCCUUAACGUGUUUGGGCUUCGCAGCAUGUACAGUCUGAUAUUGGGACAAGAUAAUGCUGCUGACCAGAGUCGGAUUAUGCAGGAGCAGAUGACUGGUGCUGCCAUGGCUAUGCCACCUGACCCCAAUAAGGCCUUUAAGGCAGAAUGGGAGGCACUACAGAUUGUUGACCACCAGUGGGCACUGGAGAAUGUGGAGGAAGAACUGAUGUCAAAGGACCUUAAUUUUGAUGGAUUCUUCAGCGCAGAACUGUCUUCUUCAUCUAUAUUUUAGUUACCACCAGCUAGUCUCUGUCAUGACAAAAAAAAUUCUUCAGCAUGCUGUUAUGUGUAAGUGGCUGAGAAAAUGAAGCUCAUGGAAGUUUUUCCUUGGUGGCCAUAAUUUAUGCAACGGGAUGAAAAACUUAGUUUUUGGAACAUAUCGUAUUUUCCCUGGACAAAUGUAUGGGAAACGCACGGCAGAUGUCUGCAAGCGAAAAGAUCUGCAGCUAGAGCAACAGUAUAAUUUUCACAAGUAGGCCACAACAGUGCACUUUAAUGUAGCAAAAGAAUACUGUGUGCCUUCUUUCAAAAUAUUAGUAUGUGAUCCUAAAUUAUACUGGCUUCCCAUUACUUUAUCAACAAACAUUGUAAGGGUAAUUUCAUUUCUGUGUAAAAAAAAUGAACUUAUCUAAUUACAGUAGCUUUUAAACUGGAGAGAUGUACAUUUGAAAAAUACAAUGCAGAGAAUGUCGGUGUGAGCUGAUGCUGGAUUUCUUUUUGAAUAUUUUAUUGUGCUGAUGUAAUGUUGACUGACUUGUCUAGUACAUGCAGCUGUUCACCCUCUUUGCAUGGCUCUCUCAGAAGGCUGGCUUUUUAUACCUGAGAGUAGGCUACUUUUGCAGUGACACUAACAUGGUAUAUCUGUAGCCUUGCACAUUCAUGGUCCAACAGAUUUUGAAAUUAUGCUGCAGUGUAUGAAGCUCAUAUUUCAUCAUUCUAAAUGUCUCUGAAUAGGUUGCAGACACCGUACUGAAAGCAUAAUUCAUUGAAUUCCAUCCCUCCUUGUAUAAAACAUUGAAGGCAGACUCGCCAAAAAUGAAGACAAAUCUUCUUUUCACUCUUUUUUGCACCCCUUUUAACUUAAACAUGCCAACUACUAGGAAAAAUGAAAACACUUUACCCCUAGCGUUGUCUGAUCUUGCUGGUGUCAGCACUCCACUACAGCAUUUCCUUUCAAAAUACAUGUGAUUUGAAUAGCAUGUAUGUGACAACAGAGCCCUUGUAUACAGCAGGAUGUAAUGUGUGCAUUGCUAACAGCUUUCCCAUAGCCUGUCAUAACUUUUUGUUUCUUUGAAGUGAGCACUGUUUAAAAUUUUGUGGCCAUUUCUAUUAGCAGGUAUGCUAUAUAACAUCAGGCCACGAGUCCACCAAUUCAUUUCCUGUUUUGGAAGUGACAGCCAUGUAUGUCUCGUUAAAUUGGACAUCGUUUCUUAGAUUUAGUCUUUAGUAAUCACUGCUAAUUAUCCAAAGAAAGCUCUUUUCAAGCCCCCAACUAUUAAAACCACAGAUGUGUGAGUGGUCACAAAUAUUUGAUAAUGACUAAAACACCAGGCUUCGUUAUGGAGGGUUAUGCCAAACAUAGCCCAGGGCAUAGUAAGGGAAACUGUUCAAAUGCUACAGGAUCAUCUCCUUUGCCCACACCUUGUGUGAGCAACAACCCUUUUGCAGCAUACUUGAUGUAUAGAACAGGAGCAAUGCUUUUGGAGGUGUCUUCUUGAUGCAAUUCUUGCUGUAGAUUUCAAAUGAAUUUACCACAGCAUAUUUUAAACGGUUGCUGCUGCUUUAGGACUGUGAGGCAAAGCCGUAAUUGAGAUGUAUAAUGAAGCAAUCUGGGUGUGUUUUCUAACCAAGCUUUCUGAUAAUCAUGGUAUUCAGAAACAGGAAGCCACUGAAAUAAGAAUGUUUAUCAUACCGAUUACUCCUGCAGUAAUCUUCACUAUAAGGAUAUGACAGCUAUCCAGCUUCCAAAAUUUCAAGGGCAUCUUCCACACACCCAAACAAAUGGUUAGCUCGAGCUGAGCUUGAUGAAAGUGGGGUAGGGCACAAAGCACGUCAGAGCUUUCCUGACACCGAAGAGUGCUUGUCUUGCAAGCUUUUAAGGAUCAAGGGUCAGCUGCUGCUUUCCAUUGCUGAGUAGAUAUGUUCCCUUUGGGAGAAAACUUUCUAUGUUUUAGUUUUAUGACCGAAAAUAAACUUUUUCUCUUAAAUUA
Protopterus annectens (West African lungfish) is the source of this 2923-nucleotide messenger RNA. Its product is annotated as ER membrane protein complex subunit 3-like. NCBI's taxonomy places the organism in Eukaryota, Metazoa, Chordata, Ceratodontiformes, Protopteridae. Gene Ontology annotation, cellular component: membrane; EMC complex. The transcript has 8 exons. Gene Ontology annotation, biological process: protein folding in endoplasmic reticulum. The record is from RefSeq and is a predicted model, not a curated record. Bases 157 to 945 code for a protein of 262 amino acids.